AUGUCUUCCGUCCUCACUUCUCCCUUCCUUUCCCUCCCAGCCGAGGUUCGGAAUCAAAUCUACGUCCUGGUAUUUUCCUCUCAUGUCCACCUAAACAGUCUCUCCUCGCAGACCUGGAAGUCCAAUGGGUAUCCCCUAAACUCCGUCGUCAACAACCUCUCCCUCCUCCUCACAUGCCGACAAGUUUACAAAGAAGCCAACCUACUCGCCUUCAGCCACACAAGAUUCCUCACCCUCCACCAGGAAUCUUCUAAUAUCUGUCGACUUCUCGAAGGAACUUGUAUGUCAGAAGAGAAGCUGAAUUGCAUCAAAUCCCUAGCAUUGGUCAUGCGUACCCCUAAAUCGGUUAGAGAAGAAAGCCUAUAUUACUUCACGGCCGCAACUACUGCUCAUGCCCACUGGGUUAUGGAGCAAUCUGUACAGAUCGGCCUUGCUCCGGCGCUGGCCAAACUUCAAGAUAUUACGAUCUACUUCUCACGUCGCUUUAAGGCGGAAGCAAAGGUAUUCGAAGACCUUUGCCUGAGGUCGGAGAAUCAAUGGGAGGAAAAACUGGAACAGCUCCAUCCCAACUUGAAUAUCCGGGUUCAGAGGCAAAUAGUGUCCUUUUUCCCAUUUGAGCCGUCGAGGGACGAUGACCGUGCAUUUGUCGAAUUCCUGGUGAGCUGGGAUGGAGCUACUGGGGAGUGGAGUCAAAGAAGAGUUCUAAAGAUCAACGUUGUCGUAAUGCAGAAUUUGAGUGAAGAGGUCGUGGCGGGUCUCCGCGACCUGGACCUCAAAAACUGGGGGAAGGAACGCGAAAUUCAAGCACAAAGUUCACCACACUCAAACACAGCUGCAAUCUCGACAUUGAGCCCAUGGGAUUGUUUACUCUCGUAG
Lindgomyces ingoldianus is the source of this 876-nucleotide messenger RNA. RefSeq lists its product as uncharacterized. NCBI's taxonomy places the organism in Eukaryota, Fungi, Ascomycota, Dothideomycetes, Pleosporales, Lindgomycetaceae. Bases 1 to 876 code for a protein of 291 amino acids. The transcript has a single exon. The record is from RefSeq and is a predicted model, not a curated record.